ACUAAUUGAGUAGGUAUAGAGAUUCUGAAAGUGAAAAAUAAACCUAAACAAAAAGGUCUAAUUAAGUUUGUAAAGUCUUUGAUAAUACACAUUCUAGUAAGUUUUUAUUGAAGCUUUAAUAUUUCCUUCUGUAAGCGUCCCUUAUUUAAAUAUUGGCGACAAAUUGAGAGUGAGAACGCCUUUAUUUAUAUAAAACGAAAUGACGUCCGGACCUUAUAAUUACUCAUAUAUAUUUAAAUAUAUAAUCAUUGGUGAUAUGGGGGUUGGAAAGUCAUGCCUUUUACACCAAUUUACAGAGAAAAAAUUUAUGGCUGAUUGUCCUCACACAAUUGGUGUAGAAUUUGGUACUCGAAUAAUUGAAGUUGCUGGUCAAAAAAUAAAGCUACAGAUUUGGGAUACAGCUGGACAGGAAAGGUUCAGAGCAGUAACACGUUCUUACUACAGAGGAGCAGCUGGUGCUCUGAUGGUGUAUGAUAUAACAAGAAGAUCAACCUACAAUCAUCUAAGUAGCUGGCUUACAGAUACUCGCAACUUGACGAAUCCAAGCACAGUGAUUUUUCUUAUUGGAAAUAAGUCUGAUUUAGACGGCCAAAGAGAUGUUACUUACGAAGAAGCCAAACAGUUUGCUGAUGAAAAUGGAUUAAUGUUUGUUGAAGCUAGUGCUAAAACGGGUCAGAAUGUCGAGGAGGCGUUUCUCGAAACGGCGAAGAAAAUUUAUCAAAGUAUCCAGGACGGGCGGCUUGACCUGAACGCGGCAGAGUCGGGCGUGCAGCACAAGCCGGCGUCGCCCGGACGCCCCCUGGCCGCGCCGCCCGCCGCGCGCGACCAUUGCGCCUGUUAACUCGCCCGCACGCCCUUCGAAUAGUGAAUAAACGCUGUAAUUAUCUUCAAUGAAAUUAUUUUUGACAAAUGCGGUAGCGAUAAACGCCUGUAUCGCGACUAUUUUCGUGCCGGUAGGCGUGGCUAGGGAAGCGACUUCUGUCGUCGAGGUCGGUUCUAAUAAGCAUUUUAAAACUGCACACUAAUUGAAAUAAAUUUAAUAAAAUUAUCUGACAUAUCACUGCUGCGUGAUGGUCUCCUCUGCUGUAGCGGUAAUUGAUUUUACAUUUAAACAGUUUCCCUCUAGGUGAAUAAUGAAAUCACAAAUUUAAACUUCAAAUAAGAUUCUUAGCUGCAUUUUCAUGCCAGCCAUGAGGCCAUCUUGAAUGCAGUGUAAUGUUUUGUAAUUUUAAUUGGUCUUUAAUUACAAGCAGUCGAACAUAUUAUAGGUAUAUAGGCUCAUAAUAAAAUAAUAGUUGACGUUAAAACAGACUAAUUAUCCUAGCUUCGCCUAUGUUUGUGCCGAUUGUAUAUAUAUCUGUACGCAAAUUUCGUUCUUAUUUAUACUGUAUUUAAAAUUAUUAAUAUUUAUAUUAUGGAAAAUAUUGUUUGAAAAGAGCACUAUAAUCUCAUUUACAUUCCACACAAUUGGGUUCAUGGAAUUUAUAAUUAUACAUAUAGGGUAAGUGACAUGUUAGGAUUGUAGUGAAUUCCGUUAAAGAUUGCACUUAUAAGAAUCAUAUUGGUUGGAAUGAGUUAAUGCAAACAAUGCAGGUAGUCAAUGUAUAACAGUGUAAUAAAUAUAAAGUAAAUAAAUAAAAACAUUUUAACAAUUAUGGAAUAAUUAUUUUAACUAAAACUGAAUUACAUAUAUACAAAAGUAUUAUUAUUCAAAUGAUGUAUUAAUAUAUGUUUAAUCAUUUUCCGAUUUUAUUAUUUAGAAGGCUCUUUAGGAUUACAAUGUCAAUAAAUAUCUCAGAUAUUUAAUAUAUUUCCGAACAAUUAAAUAAAAGUUAUUUUUCUAAUUUUCUUAUAUGGUACGUUAUUAAUGAUCAUGACACCUAAAUAUUAUUGGUAGUUUUAAAAUAACGAAUGAAGCAUACUAUGGGCGGAAUAAACAGUUAAAACAUUUUUAAGUCAAUGCUAUUAAUUAGUUUGGUCAUAUUAUUAUAAAAUAAAGUUAGGAAAAUUAAUACAUCUCCGACUAUAUAUAAUUUUUUUUCAUGAAAAUUUAAUAAAUAUAUUUAUAAAACAAUCUUUGCUGAUUUAAUUAUGUAUUAAGAAAUACUGAGUUUUAACGCUAGUUGAUUGCAAUUACAUAAA
Messenger RNA from Nymphalis io (European peacock), 2142 nucleotides. RefSeq names its product ras-related protein Rab-14 (gene Rab14). The record is from RefSeq and is a predicted model, not a curated record. Gene Ontology annotation, biological process: phagosome maturation; endocytic recycling; Golgi to endosome transport. NCBI's taxonomy places the organism in Eukaryota, Metazoa, Arthropoda, Insecta, Lepidoptera, Nymphalidae. Bases 200 to 841 code for a protein of 213 amino acids. Gene Ontology annotation, cellular component: trans-Golgi network; recycling endosome; phagocytic vesicle. The transcript is spliced from 5 exons. Gene Ontology annotation, molecular function: GTP binding; GTPase activity.